UUUGUUUACAUCAUCCAGCCACAAACAACAUUUUCGGUUCGCGCGUGUGUGAGGUUCUUUCCAAAAGCGGCAUCAAAUUCCGGCACCAUUAUUUCACCAUAAGUACACAAAUUUAUCAUGUCCGAUGAAGUGGAUCCUGUGGAGCAAAUGUUGAAGCGUACCGGUUGCCUGAAUCUUCAUCACAAAGUGCAGGAGUGCAUUGCCGAAACCGGCGACUGGCGGCUCUGUCAGGACGUAGUUAAAGAUUUCAAACUGUGCAUGAAAGAUUAUACCGAGAAGCAGCGGGCAAAGUAUAGCGACAAAUGAACGCGCUCCGUACGUUGUUCGCCACGGUCAACGGUGGCGCUGGUAGUUCCGCCAUGAAAAUGGUGCUGGUAGUACGGUCGGAUUUGGGUUUGAAGAAGGGUAAAAUUGCGUCCCAGUGUGCCCAUGCAGCCGUUCUUUGCUGCAUGCGGGCACAAGCCGGAGGUGGCCCCGGUAGGACCAAACUAGACGCGUGGCUAAUGCAGGGCCAACCGAAGAUAGUGCUUAGGGUGGAUAGCUUGCAGGAGAUGCAUUCGCUGAUGGAACGUGCCGAAACGAUCGGUGUAGUUGCCGAGAUUGUUCGGGAUGCUGGCCGCACGCAGGUUGCUAGUGGGACGGAAACCGUACUAGGCCUGGGACCGGAUAGUAGAGAAGCGAUAGAUUCGUUGGUAGGAAAUUUGAAGUUGUUGUAGAUAUGUGUCUGUGUGUGUUGGGAAUGAAGUGUUCAAUAAUGUAGAUUAACCAAUACCAAAUGUUA
Anopheles stephensi (Asian malaria mosquito) is the source of this 781-nucleotide messenger RNA. RefSeq names its product cytochrome c oxidase assembly factor 4 homolog, mitochondrial. Gene Ontology annotation, cellular component: mitochondrial intermembrane space. Lineage: Eukaryota; Metazoa; Arthropoda; Insecta; Diptera; Culicidae. Bases 118 to 306 code for a protein of 62 amino acids. The transcript has 2 exons. Gene Ontology annotation, biological process: mitochondrial respiratory chain complex IV assembly. The record is from RefSeq and is a predicted model, not a curated record.